Scomber scombrus (Atlantic mackerel) is the source of this 1362-nucleotide messenger RNA. Its product is annotated as interferon-induced protein with tetratricopeptide repeats 1-like. Gene Ontology annotation, biological process: defense response to virus. Gene Ontology annotation, cellular component: cytosol. The record is from RefSeq and is a predicted model, not a curated record. Gene Ontology annotation, molecular function: protein binding. The transcript is spliced from 2 exons. Bases 1 to 1362 code for a protein of 453 amino acids. Lineage: Eukaryota; Metazoa; Chordata; Actinopteri; Scombriformes; Scombridae.
AUGAGUGCUGCUCAGAGUCAAACAACACUGGAAGCCAAACUUGAGGCUCUGCAGUGUCACUUCACCUGGGACCUGGACCCCAGCAGGUCCGAACGCAGGUCCGAACGCAGUUCCGAACGCAGUUCCGAACGCAGUUCCGAACUGUUCAUUCUCAGGGACAUGCUGGAGGACAUUGGCACUGAGAAGGGAAACAGAUGGCUGGGUCACAUUUACAACCUGCAGGGGUACAUUCACUACCAGCUGGGCUUCACUGACGAUGCCCGGUGUUUCUUCAGCAGGGCUGCAGAGGCUUUCCGCCAGAUAAGAAAGUCAGAUAAAGGUCCCUGGUUGGUGGUGAACUACGGGAACCUGGCUUGGUGGCACUACCAGCAGCGAGAACAAGCAGAUAGUCAGUCUUACGUGUCAAAGGUCGAAACCCUGCUGAAAGAAUACCCAUCUCCAUCAGAGGAUGAGCUUCAUCCAGAGAUCUACGCUGAAAAAGCCUGGACCCUGAUGAAGUUUGGCAGAGACAAAACGCUGCUGGCUGCAGAUUACUUCCAGAAAGCCUUCAAGAUGCAGCCGGACAUGUUGGAGUGGCACACCAGUCAUGUCAUAGCAUUAGUGAAUGUUUAUGGGCACCCUGACCAACCACUGGAGGAAAACAUACUGGAGAAAAUGAAAAUCGCCAAAGAAAAUGAUCCAGACAACUUGUACCUUGCUGCUCUGUACCUUCAGCAAUGUGCAAAGACAGGAAGAAACAUUAAAGAUGAAGCACGUGAGUUGGCCGAAAAGGUUUUAAGAAAGCCACAAAGCAGCUACAGUGGUAUAAGACCAUUACUAAUGCUGUACAGAAUGUAUGUAUCUGAGGAUGAGGCUAUUGAUUUGGCAGAGGAGGCUCUGACAAGACAUCCAGAUGAACGUCUUCUGAAGUGGUGUGCUGCAAACUGCUACAAAUGGAGGGUUUACUCACACAAUGACAAUCCCCUGAAGCCGAGAAUGAUGGACAGAGCAAUCAGUCUCUAUAAAGAAGUGAUGCUUCUUUACCCUCAUUCUUCACACAAAAUAAAACUAGCUUUUGUAGAGAUAGUCGCAAAGUUGAAUCGUGGCCAGGCUGAUGCUGACCAGAUUUACCAGGAACUGCUAAAGUCUGUUGGUGAUCUGAAACCUAAAGAUAGACAGAAGCUAUACAACCUCUAUGCCAAUCAUGUAUUCUUCACUCAUAAUGACAGCAACAAGUCAAUAAAAUAUCACAUGAAGGCAGCAGAGAUACCACAUCAAUCUCACUAUCGUGAGAGCAGCAUCAGAGAGCUGGAGAAGAGUAUAAGAAGAGGACACCCAAUGAGUGAAGAAAUAAUCAAGUUGCUUGCUAACCUACAGGACUAA